AUUCUAUUGUGUUCUCUCCCUUCAUCCAGAGCUGAGGAAUCGAAAAAGUUUCACACUUUGCUUUUGCGUUUGAAAAUUGGUUUUAAGAUCAGAAACGGAAAAUUGGAGAAAACAAGAGAAAAUCGUUGUGAAAAUUACAAUAAAAAAAUCAAUUUUAAUUAAAAUAAAGAAAAUAUAAUAAAAAUGACAGAAACGGAUGAGUCGAAGAGAGUGGCGGAUAGGUAUCUGAAACGAGAGGUUCUUGGUGAAGGUACUUACGGUGUUGUCUACAAAGCCAUCGAUACGAAGACAGGACAGACUGUUGCAAUUAAGAAAAUUCGUCUCGGGAAGCAAAAGGAAGGGGUUAAUUUUACAGCACUCAGAGAAAUUAAACUUCUUAAGGAGCUUAAAGAUCCAAAUAUAAUCGAGUUAACAGAUGCAUUCCCACUCAAAGGUAAAUUGCAUCUUGCGUUUGAGUUCAUGGAGACCGACCUUGAAGCUGUUAUCCGAGACCGGAAUAUUUUUCUCUCACACAUCAAAUCUUACUUUCAAAUGACAUUGAAAGGGCUUGCUUUUUGCCACCGAAAAUGGGUUUUACAUAGGGAUAUGAAGCCAAAUAAUUUGCUAAUAGGACCCAACGGACAACUUAAACUUGCUGAUUUUGGUUUAGCACGCGUAUUUGGGAGUCCAGAUCGCAGGUUUACUCACCAGGUCUUUGCUCGCUGGUACAGAGCUCCUGAGUUACUUUUUGGUGCCAAACAAUAUACUUCUGCCGUGGAUGUUUGGGCUGUUGCCUGUGUAUUUACUGAACUUUUCCUACGACGACCAUUUCUGCAGGGCACAAGUGACAUUGAUCAAUUAGGAAAGAUCUUUGCAGCUUUUGGUACGCCAACAUCUUCCCAAUGGCCAGAUAUGAUAUACCUUCCUGAUUAUGUAGAAUACCAAUAUGUUCCUGCACCACCUUUGCAUUCAUUGUUUCCGAUGGCCAGUGGUGAUGCUUUAGAUCUGUUAUAAAAAAUGUUUACUUAUGACCCAAAAGCUAGGAUUUCAGUGCAACAAGCAUUAGAGCACUGGUAUGCGGAUUCAGUCAAUUAGAAAUAUGAGGACAAAUUUGGUUUCUUUUUCUCAUAUUGUUUCUGUUCAGGUAUUUUUC
Molecule: messenger RNA, 1132 nt
Organism: Hibiscus syriacus
Lineage: Eukaryota; Viridiplantae; Streptophyta; Magnoliopsida; Malvales; Malvaceae
Product: cyclin-dependent kinase D-1-like
Exons: 5
Coding region: 184-993 (269 amino acids)
Biological process (GO): protein phosphorylation; positive regulation of transcription by RNA polymerase II
Cellular component (GO): transcription factor TFIIK complex; cytoplasm; transcription factor TFIIH holo complex
Molecular function (GO): cyclin-dependent protein serine/threonine kinase activity; RNA polymerase II CTD heptapeptide repeat kinase activity; ATP binding
Source: RefSeq, a predicted model, not a curated record